GUUGCCGUAGUUGGCGGAAGCACCGGCCGUGAGGCAUUGUGGGAGAAGAUGGCGGCCGCCGUCCGCUUUCGGGUUGUUAGAGCGCUUCCAAUGUCACGUCCUGCCAUUACUGUAGCAGCUUCAUCUGUGUUCUGUGGCUCACACCAUCGCCAGCUUCACCAUGCUGUCAUACCUCACGGGAAAGGUGGCCGCUCAUCUGUCAGUGGAGUUGUGGCCACUGUGUUCGGAGCCACAGGAUUCCUGGGACGAUACGUUGUCAACCAGCUUGGACGAAUGGGGUCACAAGUGAUCAUACCGUAUCGGUGUGAUAUAUACGACACCAUGCACCUUCGUCUAAUGGGUGACCUGGGCCAGCUUAUCUUUCUGGAAUGGGAUGCGCGAGACAAAGAGUCUAUCAGGAAGGCGGUACAACACAGCAACGUGGUCAUCAAUCUUAUUGGGCGGGAAUGGGAAACCAGAAACUUUGAUUUUGAGGAUGUUUUUGUGAAUAUUCCUCGAGCAAUAGCGCAGGCGUCCAAGGAAGCUGGGGUUGAGAGAUUCAUUCAUGUUUCACACCUGAAUGCCAAUAUGAAGAGUACUUCUAAGUCCUUGAGGAGCAAGGCAGUAGGAGAGAAGGAAGUGAGAAGUGUGUUUCCUGAAGCCAUCAUCAUACGGCCAUCUGACAUAUUCGGAAGGGAGGACAGGUUCCUCAAUCACUUUGCAAAUUAUCGUUGGUUUCUUUUUGUGCCUCUCGUUUCCUUGGGCUUUAAGACAGUGAAACAACCAGUGUAUGUUGCCGAUGUUUCCAAGGGAAUUGCUAAUGCGACUAAAGAUCCAGAUGCCGUCGGAAAAACCUUUGCCUUCACCGGGCCAAAUCGGUACCUGCUCUUCCACUUGGUGAAGUACAUCUUUGGCAUGACCCAUAGGACCUUCGUCCCUUACCCUUUGCCACAGUUCAUGUAUAACUGGAUUGGCAAACUCUUCGGGCUGAAUCCAUUUGAGCCCUGGACAACGAAGGACAAGGUGGAGCGGGUCGGCUGUGCUUGCCUGACUCAUUGAUCAUCUGCUUCCUGCGUCCUCAGAUCUCACUGGGAAGAUGCCAAAGAAACAUGACAGCAUCCCAAGCUGAGAACUGUUGAUGAGAUGCAGCCACACUGUCCCCUAAGAGCCAAAGCAGAGCAAAGAAUUGUUAACAGUCCCGGGGAACAGCCUCCCUGACAGACUGCCGUAAAAGCAGACACGUUUCCUGUGGCCACGAACCCCAUUGUCUGACACUUGCUCUUACCUUGGCGACUAAGACAGUAUGAAUAUAAUAGGCAGACAGGCUUUGGGUUUGUUUGCAGAAUGCCUAGAGCACUCAGCAGACACACUGGGGCCCUCUCUGUGGCUCAUUGGGGUGGUCACAGCAUGGGGCCCGCUACAGUUCCAUGUACAGAGGGGUCUGCUUUCCGGGCAGCAGGCUGUCUUGUUCUUUCUUCCCUAAACAAGAUUGGUUUGGCUUCAGGCUUUGUAGUGGGCAUAACUUAACCCACAGUGAGUAUAAUUGGAGCAAAGAAAAGGCUGAUGGGUCCAGGCGUGAUGUUAUAACCUGCAGUCCCAACCUUUGCGGGGCUGAGACAAAGCAUUACUACAAGUUUGAAGUUAGCCUGGGUUAGAUAAUGGGUUCCUAAGAGUUCCGGUGUGAGACACUGUGCCAGAAUCCCUAAUCCAAACCAGACCAAAACGUUCAAACUGAAAUAGGGAGCUAGAGUCCAGGGACCCAGCAUAAGAAAAUGGGGGUGCAGAGGUGGACUCCUACCUUAGCUGUUAUCUGAAUCUCUGGAUGGAGAGAUAGCUACUGCCUCACUACACCUAGGUUCAGCUCUGCAUACAUGUGCCUGUGGAACUGCUCUUCCAGGGUCACUGUCUUGUGGUCCUGGGGGGUAUGGGAGAUCUGCCUCAGGUCUUUGAUCUAUCUUCUCUAUUCCACUUUUAUGAGUUCCAGAAUUAAAGAUUGUUGUGGGGUCUCUGAAGAUGCUUGCGUCAGUGAUGAGCCUCCAGCUUGGGGGUGUGGGGGUCUGAGGGGUGGCACUCUGUU
Molecule: messenger RNA, 2056 nt
Organism: Apodemus sylvaticus (European woodmouse)
Lineage: Eukaryota; Metazoa; Chordata; Mammalia; Rodentia; Muridae
Gene: Ndufa9
Product: NADH:ubiquinone oxidoreductase subunit A9
Exons: 11
Coding region: 49-1038 (329 amino acids)
Cellular component (GO): mitochondrion
Molecular function (GO): protein-containing complex binding
Source: RefSeq, a predicted model, not a curated record